Molecule: messenger RNA, 642 nt
Organism: Cornus florida
Lineage: Eukaryota; Viridiplantae; Streptophyta; Magnoliopsida; Cornales; Cornaceae
Product: DNA damage-inducible protein 1-like
Exons: 2
Coding region: 1-642 (213 amino acids)
Biological process (GO): proteolysis
Molecular function (GO): aspartic-type endopeptidase activity
Source: RefSeq, a predicted model, not a curated record
AUGAGCGCCCUUGUGAAGGAUAAGGGCAAGGGCAAGGUGGAUGAUACGGGCAGCGACGAAGACAGGUGCAUGGGGGCUAUGCAGAUGCUGAGUAGCAUGGCGCAUGACACCAAGCAAAAGGGUAAGGCGAAGAAAGUAGCUGGGGUGCGCUAUGUGGAUGCGCAGGUUGGUGGCAAAGCCGUGCAAGCGUUGGUGGAUACGGGCGCCACACACAACUUCAUUACCCCAGAGGAGGCGCAACGACUUGGCUUGGAGAUGCGCAAGACGGAGGGAUGGAUCAAGGCCGUCAACUCCGAGGAGGCACGCGUGAGUAGAGUGUGCAAAGAGGUGGAGCUAUGCUUGCAAGGAUGGAAGGGCAAGGCCGACUUCCAAGUUGCGGAGAUGGACGACCAUGACAUGGUGCUGGGGCUGGAGUUCAUGGACAGGAACAACGUCGCGCCACUACCAUGCCUUGGUGCGUUGAUGAUACUUGGAGGCGAGGAAGGCAAGGCCGCAUGCAUGGUGCCGCUCGUGGGCAGGAAGGAGAGUCCAGAGGUGGCAGUCAACACGAUGGAGCUCGUGAGGACUUCACAUCUCCCGAAGGGCGCUCGUUUGGGAAAGGAAGUGGCGGAUGGCAUUCCUCCACAGGUUUUGAUGGGUUAA